UAUUACACUGCUGUACCUAUACAUAGUACAUACACCCACGUGUUCUACUGCAGUUCUGUGCAUUACCUACAUAAUAUUUUAUUAUUGUUUCGGACUGUGGUGAAGACUGAAGAACGAGUGAAGAGUACACAGCCCCGUUGUUCGACCAUAUAUUUGACGACCACAAUAAUGGAUCAAAUUAACAAUCAAACAAAGUAUAUAAUAGGGUUGUUUGAAGAAGAAAAAAAAUAUUCUGUAAUACCUGUCAGUUGGUUGAAAAAUUCCAAAGAAGGAUAUUUGAACUGUUCAUGGCCUAAUGCUCGGCGUGUUACGGCCAUGUCAAUAAUGAAAGGUGGUAAACCUACCUCUAAAUGGACCACCCAUCCUGUUAAACUAAUAGAAGAAUUUGGUUCAUACGAAGCAGCUGCCGCAAAGGAAAUAAAAAUAUUUAUAUCAUCAGGCGGUGAGUCACAAAGUGAUUCCGAACCAGAAGAACCCAACAAUUCUCAAGAAGAAGAUUAUAAUGCUAGUUCCAGUAGUGAUGAUGAAGAAGUUUUAACUAUUAAAAGAAAACAAUCAACUUAUGUACCAAGUAAAAAAUUAAAACAAAAUAUUCCAGAUUCUGUUCCAGAUAAUAAUACUGCUUGUAUUGUAUCCUCUGCUAUGGAUACAUUAAUUGAUUUGAACACUGCAGAUUUUGUUGGGACUAGUUAUAAUAAUGGUUUACGUUCUGUUUUAAAUUCAAAUCCCACAAUGCAGUUUGCUGACAUUUCUUCUAUAUUAAUUGAUGAUGAUUUUAAUCAUAUGACACCUGCAGAUAAACAAGUAACUGAAGAAGCAAACUUAAUGAAAUUAAAAAACAUUUCCGGUACAAGUACUACAAACAAUAAUGAUGUUUGUGAAUUAAAUCUUACAUCGGAGUUGGGCAGUUUUGAGUUGGAAUUUCUUAAAAAUAAAAUGGAUCAAAUACUUCAUACAACAGACAUUUACUUUACAAGACUUGAUAAAAAAUUAGAUGCUAUUAUGGACUAUAUCAAAAUAAAUCCAAAUUCAAGUGUGCAACCUACAUUAGAUACACAUUUUUUGGGAUUAUUUCCUUUGAAUGAUGUAGAGUCUCUUAUAAAUUUUGAUGAAUUUUUAAAAACUGACGAAAACUCUACUAAAUUGAUUAAUUUAAUUAAAUCUAUUGGUGGCUCUGGUACAAAACAUUUUGUUAAAAGAGUACUCAAUAAAUUAUUUUCCAAUAAAUUGGCCACACUCUGUUCUUGGACAGGACAAAAAAAUAACCAUCGCCUUGUUGACCACCAAAUUAUAAAAAUCAUGAAAAAAAUUUCACAUGAACUUUACCAAAAUGAUGAAAACAUAUUUGAAAUUUAUGUAAAGGAUUGGUUCAGGCAUGGGGCUCAGCGUUUAAAAAAAGAAACUACUACAGAUUCCACGUCGAAAACGCAAAGCAAUUGAAAAUAUGUCCCUUCGACAUUUCAAACGUCAAUUUUCUAUUUUAAAAACACCAGAAGUAACCCCCCAAGUUGAGGAGGUGCGUCUAUAUAUUAUAUUAUAUAUAAUGACAUAUGCUGGAUAUUAUUAAAUAGAAUACUA
This is a messenger RNA of Metopolophium dirhodum (rose-grain aphid), 1578 nucleotides long. RefSeq lists its product as uncharacterized. The record is from RefSeq and is a predicted model, not a curated record. Bases 169 to 1440 code for a protein of 423 amino acids. Lineage: Eukaryota; Metazoa; Arthropoda; Insecta; Hemiptera; Aphididae. The transcript has 13 exons.